CCGAGUCCGGUACCUUCUACCGUUCUACGGCUAUUUCUCCGAUUGUGUACGGUCGUACGGAUGCGUAUAUUGUACGUAUUUCAGGAGCGUAGGAUCGUCGAGCGAGGGCGCGCCGAUGGCCACCAUGGACAAGUACAACCUGAAGAACCCGGCGAUGAAGAGGAUCCUUCAGGAGAUCAAGGAGAUGCAGUCGAGUCCCUCCGAUGACUUCAUGAGCCUCCCUCUCGAGCAUUGGGGUUCAUGAGGAUCUCUGAAUGUGUGAUCUUGCCCUUACUUGGCUCUUCGGAGCUUAAUUUUCCGGCUAAUGUCUCUCAGAAGUGAUUUUAUCAAAUUUUGCGUGGACGAUGAUGCUCAAAUUUAUUUCGGUUUCCAAAUUAUCUUAUUCUUCGGUUGGGAUCAUAUCAAUUCAGCUGCCGAAUCUGAUUCUGCUGUCUACGUAUUCGAGUGGCAAUUCGGUAUCGCAGGUCCCCGUGAUUCUGAGUUCGAGGGUGGGAUUUAUCACGGACGUAUUCAGUUGCCUGCAGAGUACCCUUUCAAGCCACCUUCCUUUAUGUUGCUCACUCCAAAUAGUCGUUUUGAAACACAGACCAAGAUAUGCCUAAGCAUGUCAAAUCAUCAUCCUGAGCACUGGCAGCCCUCAUGGAGCGUUCGGACUGCUUUAGUGGCACUUAUUGCAUUCAUGCCCACCAACCCGAAUGGUGCAUUAGGUUCCUUAGACUUCAAGAAGGAAGAGAGGCGUGCCCUUGCCGUUAAAUCUCAGGAAGCUGCCCCAAGAUUUGGUUCCCCUGAGCGUCAGAAGUUGAUUGAUGAGAUUCAUGAAUAUCUGCUGACCAAGGUACCACCAGUUCCUCAGCCAGGCAAACCUGCACUCUCAGACGAGCAUUCUGCCAUCACACAGCCUGAAGAAGCAGCACGACCCACUGAACAUGAAGAGGCCAUUCAAAACCAUGAAAGGAAUGAGAUCGUCGAAGAGCCACCAAGACAUGUUCCUGAGAGACCAAUAUUGGGUCAUGAGUUCCAUCAGCCGCAGCCUCUGGCUCAGAGACGGAGGGUUCAGAGGUGUCUCUUAACUUGGGCCACUGUGGGUCUAAUGAUGGCCAUCGCAAUCCUUCUGCUGAAGAAGUUAAUGAAAUCAAGCGGCUAUGGAGCCGUAUUCCUGGAUGACUCAUGAGCAUAAUGUCAGUACAUAAUUGGGCUCUCAAAUGCUGUAGAUAUGUUUCUACAUCCCCAUUUGGAGAAGAAUGGUGAAGAUUCCCGAGCAAGUAGAAGGAUUUUACGGUAUGGUAUUUUACUAGUUGUCCAUUUUGCAGAUUCGGAAAUUUGUACAUAAUGAUCUCGAAUUCAAACCAGCUUCUUGAGAUGGUCUUCGAACCUUGUGAUAAUUGUAAGUAAUAAUUCUGAGAAUCCAAAUGGUAGAAUAGAAUUUCCAGCAAAAAAAUGGUAGAAUAAAAUGUGGAGACACAUUUCUGCUGCUUGA
Molecule: messenger RNA, 1477 nt
Organism: Punica granatum (pomegranate)
Lineage: Eukaryota; Viridiplantae; Streptophyta; Magnoliopsida; Myrtales; Lythraceae
Source: RefSeq, a predicted model, not a curated record